AUGGAGUUCCUAAACGAGUCGUUUGAAGAUCAGAGACACCUCCACCUUUACAACGAGUCUCUGUUUAAUAACUACAGCGAUUAUAACGACGUGGACGACCUGUUCCCACGCAGUGUGAGGAUCACCAUUGCUAUGGUCUACAUGAUCGUUUGCAUGGUGGGACUCGUGGGAAACUGCCUGGUGAUGUAUGUUAUUAUCAGAUACACCAAGAUGAAGACGGCCACCAACAUCUACAUCUUCAACCUUGCUUUGGCUGACGCUCUGGUCCUAGCGACGCUACCUUUUCAGGGCACAGAUGUGUUUCUGGGUUUCUGGCCCUUCGGCAAUGCCCUGUGCAAGGCAGUGGUAUCCAUCGACUACUACAACAUGUUCACCAGCGUCUUUACCCUGACCGUGAUGAGCAUGGACCGCUAUGUGGCCGUGUGUCACCCGGUCAAAGCGCUGGACAUGAGGACACCACACAAAGCCAAGGUGGUGAACAUAUGUGUGUGGUUGCUGGCGUCAGCCAUCGGGGUGCCGGCAAUGGUGCUCGGGGAUGUUGAGGACGACCAUGGUAAGUGCAUUGAGUGCAUCCUGGUUCUGCCUGACCCUCGCAGCUACUGGGACCCAGUGUUUGGAACAUGUGUGUUUCUAUUGUCCUUCCUGAUACCCGUGGCUAUCAUCAGCGUGUGUUACAGCCUGAUGGUGAAGCGUCUGCGCAGUGUACGCAUCCUGUCUGGCUCCAAGGAGAAGGACCGCAACCUUCGGCGCAUCACUCGCAUGGUCCUGGUGGUGGUGGCAGCAUUCGUGGUGUGCUGGACACCCAUCCAGAUCAUGGCUCUGGCUCAGUCUCUGGGUGUGAACCUGGGCAGCGUGAGCACCGUUGUCCUCAUGCACUUCUGCAUUGCGCUGGGCUACGUCAACAGCAGUCUCAACCCGGUUCUCUACGCUUUCUUGGACGAGAACUUUAAACGCUGUUUCCGCGAGUUCUGCCAGCCGCCGUCUCCAUUCGGUCUGAACGCACAGCACCAGUCGGGUCGCAUGCACAGUGUGGCACGUGACGUUGCCUACAACUGCAAGACCACAGAGGCGAACAGUAAUGCGGCAUGACUAGGCGUGGAGCUGCCCCUGGUCAGCCCCGAGCCGCCGCAAAAUACAGGGACAGGCAACUCGAACUCUGAGCUCACUCAGAUCACCACUCUCUAGC
Molecule: messenger RNA, 1186 nt
Organism: Trichomycterus rosablanca
Lineage: Eukaryota; Metazoa; Chordata; Actinopteri; Siluriformes; Trichomycteridae
Gene: oprl1
Product: opiate receptor-like 1
Exons: 3
Coding region: 1-1089 (362 amino acids)
Biological process (GO): sensory perception of pain; neuropeptide signaling pathway
Cellular component (GO): plasma membrane; neuron projection
Molecular function (GO): neuropeptide binding; nociceptin receptor activity
Source: RefSeq, a predicted model, not a curated record